Aspergillus calidoustus is the source of this 2106-nucleotide messenger RNA. Lineage: Eukaryota; Fungi; Ascomycota; Eurotiomycetes; Eurotiales; Aspergillaceae. The record is from the annotation of a GenBank genome assembly.
AUGUCCUCCACGAGACACUCCCCUCGUGGCCGCUCCACAAUGCGAUCUCGCCCGGUCCGAUCGAACCGUACCCAUGUUCAGUCAUAUAACGAAGAAAGCGGCCCGGAUGAGCCGCUGGCCGACGAGCUUGAAUCAGAACCGAGACCCAGGCGCCUUUCGCUCUCCCUGCGACCCCGAGAUUCGAGUCGCAAUCCCGUAUCUUAUCGCGAAGACUCUAGUGACGAUGACAUAGAUGAUAGCCUGGAUGGCUAUCCGGACGUUGUGUUACCUACAGAAACUCCAGAGCUUGCCGCACCUACCGAACAAUCUACACCCACUCGUACCCGCCGUUCUCGAACCGUGAAGACAAGAUCUCAGACACAGAAAACAAAAAGGACUCCAACUAAAAGGCGACUGGAGCUUGGACGUCCCCUGAACAAGAGGAGGAAAGUCGAAGAAGAGAAAGACACAUUUGUUGGUUCUGGAGUCGUCCCGCCGUGGCACACCCUCCCAUACCACAUCCUCUUUGAUAUAUUCCUUCGCGCAUCCUACCCUCUUAUCAACGAAGGAGCAGCUAAGAGGAACUCUUCGGUGAGUUGGCUCGUCAAUGUCGCUCUGUUGUGCCGCAGUUUUCACGAGCCUGCCCUAGCGGCGCUCUACCACUCUCCACCAUUGAUACCUGCCACAAAAUCACAUGGCCUGUUGAACCUUCUUGCAAGGCCUCAAGACCAGCUUUCCAACAAUUAUAUCAAUAAGAUUCAGGAGCUGCAUGUUGAUGUCGAAACCAUUCUGGUUUACAAAAGCGGGCCCACCCUGGGAUACUUCGACUUGCCUAAAUUACUUGAGUAUACUCCUCAGGUGAAGAUCUUGCGGCUAUACCAUAAUAAUGACUUCGUUGUUGGGAUCCCUUCCUGGCAAAUUCCGCGGUCUAAGUGGGUCUACCCAGACAGUCUGUUUACCUCUAUCAACUCGAGCUCCAUGCGACUCUAUAGCUGGGACUGGAACGCUCGUUUUAUGGACACGCAAGCGUUGCUUCCACUCAUGCUAGAAAGACACCGUGAUCCGUCUUUCAAGAGUAUCCAAGAACUCAAAAUUUUGCACAUUGCCGCGGAAGAUGCUGAUGGCGACGAGGUUGUUGGCAUGCCCGAUGACAGAGAACAUGUCUUGUCCAUGGCUCUCAACGAGUUGCCUCAUUUACGACGCUUAGAGUUCCAAGAGUCUUCGAUUUUGAACGACCAUCUUUUCCCAAAGCUACCGCUCAACCUAAAAUCACUCUCCAUCAACAACUGUGACGAUGUAACAACGGCCAACUUUACCCAGUUUCUGGCAUCUCAUGGUCGCAGCCUGCGCGAGUUGAGCCUCAGUCACAACCGCCACUUGAGCCUCUCUUUCAUCACUGACCUUAAAGGGGCCUGUCGAAAUCUAGAAAAGUUUGUCAUGGAUAUCUCGAUCUUCGACCAUUCAAGCUAUCACGAUCUGGAGCCUCAUUUCGAGCAAUUACUCGCCCCAUCCCAAGUGCCCACAUGGCCUACAACCCUGCGACACCUGGAGUUGAUUCAACUACGCAGGUGGGAUGAGAAAACAGCAGAAGCGUUCUUUGCUUCUCUCAUUGAGGCUGCCCCCGAGUUAUCCGACCUGCGAAGACUAAUCAUCAGCGCAAUCCUGAAAACUGGAUGGCGUGACCGUGCGUCGUUUCGCGAAAAAUGGAUUGGGAAUUUAGAGCGGGCUUUUCUGCGUCACAGCUCACCUCCAAACCCAAGGCUUCGCACCCUUAGCCGGCCGACGCAGGAACCAGGCUCAUCUCGAGUCAGCGGAACCGCAAUUCCUGAUGAUAGCGCAUCCCCAUCAAAACGGAAAAGCGCGCGGCUCGCCAGUCUUAAACAUUCGGAUAGUGAAGACGCCCAUAGCCCAUCUCCACGAAGAUCUCGGGUACAUGACGGUGACAGUGACCAUGAUAUACCUGCUAUACAGGGGAUGUGCGACGUGGUAGUCAUUCGAAUUGACAACCAACGACCUAGAGAGACCCAGUACAAUGAAGGGGACUUUCUUGAUGAUGAAGUGAGUGGCGACGAAGACUGGAAUGGUUACGAUGACAUUGGUGACGCAGGCCAUUCGUAUGCUUGGUGA